This is a messenger RNA of Toxotes jaculatrix (banded archerfish), 4013 nucleotides long. RefSeq names its product protein S (gene pros1). The transcript is spliced from 14 exons. Gene Ontology annotation, molecular function: calcium ion binding. The record is from RefSeq and is a predicted model, not a curated record. Gene Ontology annotation, cellular component: extracellular region. Bases 109 to 2145 code for a protein of 678 amino acids. NCBI's taxonomy places the organism in Eukaryota, Metazoa, Chordata, Actinopteri, Toxotidae.
AAACACUUUCGGGAAGAAUAACGUUUUUUUCCCCACUCACACGGACCCGCACUGAGCCAGUCUUUACCCGGAGCCAAACCGUGGCCUAGAAGGAAGAACGGCUCGACUAUGUGGGGAAAGAAACGGGCACUUGGGGAAUCCUUGGCUUGUCUCGUAUUUCUUGUGACGCUCGUCGAUGCUUAUCGAUUCCUGACUCAGCACACAGCCUCCCAGUUCCUGAGCAGGCACAGGAGAGCCAACUCUCUCUUUGAGGAGAGCAAGAAGGGCAACCUGGAGAGGGAGUGCAUUGAAGAGCUGUGCAACAAGGAGGAGGCCAGGGAGAUCUUUGAGAACCAGCCAGAAACGGAAUACUUCUAUCCCAAAUAUGUUGUGUGCCUGGGUUCGCACCGCGUCGGCAUCAACAACCAGCACUCGGAUUCUGCCAUCCCAUCAGACCUUCGCACCUGUGUGAACGAGAUCAGUAACCAGUGCACACCAUUUCCAUGCUACAAGGAGGGCUCAGAGCGUUGUGUAGAUGGCCAGGCCUCCUUCACGUGUGUGUGCAAGCCCGGCUGGAAGGGGCCACGCUGUGAAGAUGACAUCGACGAAUGUUCAGAUCCUGAAUUCCCAGCAGGAUGUAACCAAAAGUGCUACAACGUUCCCGGUAGUUUCCACUGCAUGUGUGACGAGGGCUACUUCAUCACUCACAAAACCAACUGCGUGGAUAUCGAUGAAUGCCUUUUGUAUCCCAGUAUUUGUGAAGAACCAGCUAAAUGCGUCAACACGCCUGGCAUGUACGAGUGCCAGUGUCCCCCGGGAUUUAAAUACAACUUCACUUCCAAAACCUGCAAUGAUGUGGACGAGUGCGAGUUGAGCGUUUGUUACGGCACUUGUAUAAACACAGUGGGCAGCUAUGCGUGCUACUGUGAUGGUCGUCAGGGUCUUCGUUUGGCGGACAACAAACAAUACUGUGAAAGAAUCCCUGUUUGUGUGGACCUGUAUGACCACAAACACUCUGAGAUGCUUUACCUGGGGGAGCAGUUUGCAGGCCUACCUGUGAUCUACCUGCGUUUCCGGCUGCCAGAAAACACAAAGUUUGCAGCAGAGUUUGACUUCCGUACGUUUGACCCAGAGGGAGUUGUUCUGUAUGCAGAGUCCUCGCAGGACUCAUGGUUCAUGUUGGGGCUAAGGGGUGGUCACAUUGAAGUCCAGUUCAAAAACCAGCACACAUUCAAGGUCACCAGCGGAGGAAAAGCCAUAAACGAUGGACAGUGGCAUGUGAUCUCUGUGGAUGAACUGGAGAGUAGCAUCAGUGUGAAGAUCAGCAAGGAAGCCGUGAUGAGCAUCAACAGCCCUGAGAGUCUCUUUACUUCAGUUAACGGCAAACUGGAGACCAAGGUCUACAUCGCUGGUCUGCCCAACCGCACUGACAACGUCAUCAAACCUAUCAACCCUCGACUUGACGGCUGCAUCCGGGGCUGGAACCUGAUGAAUCAGGGAGCAUCUGGGGUAAAGGAAGUCAUCCAGGAGAAGAAGAGCAAACACUGCUUUGUGUAUGUGGAACGAGGAUCUUUCUUCACUGGGGCAGGGCUGGCACACUUCAACAUUGAUUACAGUGAUUCUGGGAGCUGGAAUGUGGAUGUAAAGAUGAAUAUACGCCCGUCCAGCAGCACAGGUGUCCUCUUUGCUCUUGUCUACAACAACACAGUCCCCCUGUCGGUCGCUGUGGUAAUGAAGGGGGAAGAAGAUGAUGCUAACUUGCAAGUGUUCUUGGAUGGCGUCUUCGUGGCAAGUCUAGACUCACUGAUGUUGUGUUACCCCGAGCGGCUGACACUGCAGCUGAAUGUGACUCCCACAGAAAUUCAACUCUCAGCCAACUCCUCCACUGUUACCUACAUAACGUCUGAGGCCUUGCAGGAGGCACUGGAACGCCUCAACACCACCAUGCAGAACCCCAUCAGUACAUAUAUUGGUGGGAUACCAGAUGAAGUACCAUUACCUGCCACCCCUGUGACAGCGUUUUACCACGGCUGCAUGGACAUCUCUAUCAACGGGCAGCAGCUGGACUUUGAUGAGGCUCUCAGCAAACAUAACAGUAUUAAGUCCCAUUCCUGUCCUCCUUUGUCUCCCCCUGAUAGCCACCAUGAUGCACUGCACCUGCACUGAAACUCACCUUAAUUAACAGCAGCAUCACUUUAAACCGCCCUGGCAUUAGGCAGCGUCCCACAGCGGCCACUUCUUGGGAUAUUUUGGAAAGAGAGAUAUAUAGAUAGAGGAGAAGAGAGAGAAGAGGAGGGAGGAGGGGGAUAAGAAAGAAGUGACAUGAAGAGGAGAUAGAGGUAGAUGGUUAUAGUCAUUUUUGUCGACUUUCUCUGGUGAGUUUAUUUUAAACUUGUCUUAUGCUUUUCAUCCAUACAGUAUUAUUGCCCCUGUACUGGGAGCAAGUUGUUCUUUUUUUUUUUUUUUAAGCAAGGCACAACGAAAGCUGGCCAGUGAAACUGGAAGGCUGGAUGACGUAGUUGUAGCAGUUUGUUGCUAUGAAUUGAAGAAACUUUGAAAUGCUGAAAAAGAGCUGAGCUCUGUGGCGCACAUACUGUGUGUUGAGCAAGAGAUGGUUAUGUUUGUGUAGAAACAUAAACAAAUGGUCACAGUUGACCAGGCUGUGGGACCACCUGCCUCUUUUUCCCUCCUGUUGAAUCGUGGUACUAUCUCUAAAUUCUCUUCAAUUCUGGUCUCAUGGAGGCAGACUUUUGAAGACAACUAGCAGAAAUUGUGGUGGAAACCACAGAGGAGAAAGCUGAGCCUCCAGGCUUGCAAUCUAGUUCUUCUGCAUUUUCUUGAUUGAAUCACCAUCCCUUUUUGGAGGUCUGGCUUCCUGCAGUGGUUUAGUAAUGUUUAGAAACUUGGUCUAUCAUUUUAUUGGUCCCAGAACCCACCAUGUUUGUCACCUGUUGUAUACACCUCUCAUUACGGCUGGUCUUGCAAGACUAUUACAACUUUUGUUGUUCUUUUAUCUCUGUUCUCAUCUUCGAGGUUCUUCUGGUUGUCCUAUGUUCAGAAUUCACCUUGUAUAUAAAACAAGCCAUCUUUAAUAUAUAACUUAAAUGUAGUUGUUCAGUGUUGUUUGUUUUGUGUUUGUUAAAAUAAAACUGAGCCCUGCAACUGACUGGUGACCAGUCCAGGGUGUACCCCAUAGUCAGCUGGGACAGGCUCCAGCACCCCCGCAACCCUGACGGAUCAAGCAAUAUAGAAGAUGAAUGAAUGAAAAUAAAACUGUACGAAAGCAACCUUAUUUUUGAUACUAUUAAAUUUCAAUAUUGCAUUCUUCUACUUUUGCCAGGAAUAAGGUCUAACUAGAAAAUGUCUUCAAAGAGCGUCAUAUGUAAAGAAAUGCCACUGUAUUUAAAGUGGUAGCCAUUGUACAAUUGUAGAUGGUUUAAAAUGUAAUGAUGAUAAUGCUGAAUAUUAUAACGUAUGACCAUAACCAGUAUGAGUCAGUCUCUGAUUCAGUGACAGUUGCUGUUGGUGGCAGUAGGUCUGUACCAUCAUUCUACUUUAAAUGACGGUGUUAAAAAUCAUACUUUGGUUCAGUUAUAUAGUACAUUUUCAUCAAAAUCAUUUGGUUCAGUUAUAUAGUACACAUAUUGGGAAAAAAAAUUUAUUGUUAGCACCAUCACACCCAUACAUUUUUGGGAGAUCUCCACUAACUUGUUUGUAAUACCCCUCCACUUUAGUGAAUAAUGACUCAUUUUAAAAUCUCAUCUUGUUUUUUCACUGUGAUGAGGAACAAAACUGUCAAAUUCAAUUGUGAUAAAACACAGUAGCUCAACACAUGUGACACACUGAAUGGAGAAAUGGGAAUAAGGAGGAAGAGCAAGUCAAAUAAAAACUAAAAGGGGGGGGGGGGGGGGGGGGGGUAUGUGUGCUGAACUAUAGCCUAAAUAAAUGAGAUCAAGAGAACAGGAAAAGGACACUAAAACCGAUUUUCAGUAACACACAAUUCAGGGGAAACAAAACUGAAAGAAAAAGCGUAU